This is a messenger RNA of Diuraphis noxia (Russian wheat aphid), 936 nucleotides long. Its product is annotated as putative inositol monophosphatase 3. Gene Ontology annotation, cellular component: endomembrane system. Lineage: Eukaryota; Metazoa; Arthropoda; Insecta; Hemiptera; Aphididae. The record is from RefSeq and is a predicted model, not a curated record. Gene Ontology annotation, molecular function: 3'-nucleotidase activity. Gene Ontology annotation, biological process: phosphatidylinositol phosphate biosynthetic process.
CUCGCUUACAUUGCUUAAUGCUUAUAACAAAUCUUACUAUUAUAAYUUUAGUGACUGCCGACUGGUUGGUUAUAUUAAAAUUAAUAUAUGAAACAAAAAGCAAUAAUGUUACAAUCUUAAAGAAAACCACYCGAAGGCUGAAAUCUUGUUUCCAUUAUUAAUUUUCUAAGCUUUAGCUCAAAUGAUGGUUUUCGAAAUUAUUAAUUACWUUACUAAUACAAAUGCGAAUUAGCAAUUUAUGUAGUGGUGAUUUUAGUUAUGAUUGRCAUUCAUAUAAACAAAUUUAAACUGAAAAAAAUGAUUAUUCGAAAUAAAACUCUAAUUAAAUUAUUUUUUAUCUUAAUUUUUUGUACGAUUGUUCUUUAUGUGAGCAAAUAUAAUUUUAAUAAUAGAUACGAAUUUGUGCAAGGAAAAGACCUUUUAGAACAAGCAAUCCAAGCAGCUCAAUUGGGUGGCAUUCAAGUUGAAGCAAUCCACAAUGAACAUUUGAUUAACUCCCACUCAAAAGGAAAAACUGUUGAAGGUGCAAAUGAUCCAGUCACUAACGCUGAUUAUACAUCUCAUUGUGCUAUGUAUUAUCAGCUGAAAAAAAAUAUACCAAAUGUAAAAGUGAUAUCAGAGGAAGAAUUAUCUGAAAAAGAGUGCAAAAAGUUAAAAAUAAGAAAAUUAAGGGAUUUUGAUAACGAGCAUAUUAUAGCAAAUAUUGAUGAAGAAUUUGAGAGGAAAUAUAUAACCAUUUGGAUAGAUCCAUUAGAUGCAACACAAGAAUUUACUGAAAGUUUGACACAAUAUGUAACAACUAUGGUAUGUGUUGCAUAUAAAGGUAAACCUAUAAUGGGUGUUAUACAUGAACCGUUUUCUUCUAAAACAACUUGGGCUUGGCUCUCAAAAUCAAGAUCAACUAAUUUCAACAAUAUUAAAUAUCCAAGAGGUUGA